Molecule: messenger RNA, 4167 nt
Organism: Helianthus annuus (common sunflower)
Lineage: Eukaryota; Viridiplantae; Streptophyta; Magnoliopsida; Asterales; Asteraceae
Exons: 3
Coding region: 1-4167 (1388 amino acids)
Biological process (GO): DNA integration
Molecular function (GO): nucleic acid binding
Source: RefSeq, a predicted model, not a curated record
AUGGCACAAGGGAGAAAAGAUUCGAGUCGAUUACCCAGUGAUACCACGAAGAAUCCACAGCAUCAAGGGAGUUCGUCUAACGCCAGAAUUAAUCAGGUAAGUAUUCUUCGUUAUGGGAAAGUUUAUGAUAAUCAGGUUGGGACUCCUCCACAUUUUGUUGAAGGUGUUGUGGAGGAGGUUGAUGAGGAAAACAAGUCCGACGCGGAGCCGGAACCUAUUAGCCCUAAAAAGAAUAAAAAAGAAAAUCUUGAAAAUAAUAGGGUGAUAGAUACUGAACCGGGUGAUAAAAAGAAGAAGGGUAUGGAGGGUAAUACCGUACCAUUUCCUAAGGCUUUAAUUAAUCCCGAAACAAAAGUUGUUAAUAAACGGGGCCCACAACAGGAUGAGAUGUGGGAAGUUUUUAAACAAGUGAAAAUUAAUCUCCCGUUAUUAGACGCAAUCAAGCAGGUUCCGGCAUAUGCAAAAUAUUUGAAAGAGCUUUGCACCCAGAAACGGCACAACAAAUUUCCAAAAAAGAUAGCUUUAACCGAAAAAGUUAGUGCCGUUUUAUCGGGUGAUCUUCCACCAAAGCUCCGAGAUCCAGGUGCUCCUCUAAUCCCCAUUCAAGUGGGUGAAUUUAAGAUGAGUCGAGCCUUGCUGGAUUUGGGAGCAAGUGUUAGCAUCUUACCGGGAAGUUUAUACGAUCAAUACGACUUCGGACCAUUGAAGCAAGCCGACACCACCGUGGUGUUGGCCGACUUGACGUUAAAACUACCCCGAGGGAUCUUACGUGAUGUCAUUGUCAAAGUUGACAAGUUUUAUUACCCAAUUGACUUUUUGGUUUUAGACUACGUGCAAAUUGGAAAUACUAAACAACCUAAUGUCAUACUUGGUAGACCAUUUUUAGCAACCGCUAAUGCAGUAAUCGAUUGUAGAAAUGGUACGGUUGACAUCACGUUUGGAAAUCGUAAGGUCCGAUUAAAUGCUUUUGCCCGUGCAUCUGAUUCUCUAGUCAAUGAUGAAUGCUUUAUGGCGGACAUUAUUGACGGGUGUUAUCCUCACGAAAGUGGGGAAUGCACUAUAGAGACGUGUUUUGUUUGUGACAGGGAUUUGGCGGAAAUAGAGGUGGAAUUGGAAUAUACGGAAGACGAGUUGGAGGUGAUGGCUGCCAAGGAAUUGAAGCCGACUUGGACGCAUCAAGUCGAGAAUUUACCGGAUCAUAUUGACACUCAAUUGAAGCCAUCACUUGAGUCACCUCCACAAGUCGAGUUGAAGACAUUGCCAAAGCAUUUGAAGUAUGCUUUUGUGGGCGACAACAACACCCUACCGGUAAUUAUUGCUGCCAAUUUGUCACUUGAACAGGAAAAAGCUUUGAUGGAAGUGUUGAUAGCCAACCGGGCUGCAAUUGGGUGGACAAUCGCUGAUCUCAAGGGGAUUAGUCCAUCCAUUGUUAUGCACAAGAUCAUCACGGAGGAGGGAGCAAAACCUGCUCGAGAUGCUCAACGAAGACUAAACCCAAACAUGCGGGAAAUUGUGAAAAAGGAAGUUUUAAAGUGGCUGGAUGCAGGGAUCAUCUAUCCCAUAUCGGACAGUACUUGGGUGAGUCCGACACAGACGGUGCCUAAAAAGGCGGGCAUCCAGAUUGUUACAGGUGAAGACGGUAAGGAAGUGGCCACCCGGCAGGUAACCGGGUGGAGAAUUUGCAUAGAUUAUAGAAAGUUGAAUGCUGCAACUUCAAAGGAUCACUUCCCACUUCCUUUUAUUGAUCAGAUUGUGGAAAAGCUCGCAGAUGUCCCAUUUGUUUUUGACAAGCAUUCUAAAAGAUCUUUUGAGACACUAAAACAAAAGUUAGUUGAAGCACCCAUCCUACAAUCCCCUAAUUGGUCACUUCCUUUUGAAAUAAUGUGUGAUGCGAGUGACUAUGCAGUAGGUGCAGUUUUGGGACAGAGAGUUGACAAGAAACCGGUGGCAAUCUAUUAUGCGAGCAAGACUCUCGCGGAUGCUCAGUUGAAUUACACAACCACGGAAAAGGAGCUACUUGCUGUUGUCUAUGCUUUAGACAAGUUUAGACCUUAUAUUUGUGGUAGUAAAGUAAUUGUGUUUUCUGAUCACUCUGCCAUCAGGUAUCUUAUGGAGAAAAAGGAUGAAAAGCCAAGGCUUAUUAGGUGGAUCCUUUUAUUGCAAGAAUUUGACUUGGAGAUACGAGAUAAGAAGGGAAGCGAAAAUGUGGUGGCGGACCACCUGUCACGAGUGGUGAAUGAGAUUGAAGGACCUGAACAUGACAUUCUGGAAACUUUUCUUGAUGAGCAUUUACUUACUAUUGAUACUCAACCAUGGUUUGCUAACUUUGCUAAUUAUGCUCAUUCAGGUAUCAUUCCGGACCAUUGGUCGAGAUCUAGGAAGGCGCACUUUCUUUCACAAGCAAAGCAGUAUAUAUGGGAUGAAUCGGAUCUGUUUAAAGUUGGAGCUGAUCAGAUUAUCCGGAAGUGUGUUGAGGAUGAAGAAAUUCCAUCCGUUUUGUCAUUGGUGCACGAGUCCGCAUGUGGUGGACAUUUCAGUGGAAAGAAAACGGCACGAAAAGUGCUAUCGUGUGGGCUAUAUUGGCCUACGGUGUUUAGGGAUUCGUUUGAAUAUGCUAAGAAUUGUUUACGAUGUCAACAGAUGGGUAGCAUUUCGAAAUGGGAUGAGAUGCCCAUGCAGUCAAUCCUCGUUGUCGAUAUCUUCGACGUAUGGGGAAUUGACAUUAUGGGCCCAUUCCCGAAUUCGUUUGGAAAUCUUUACAUCUUGGUGGCAGUGGAUUAUGUGUCCAAAUGGGUUGAGUCCAUUGCCACCAAGACUAAUGACCAUAAGGUUGUUUGCAAGUUCGUUCAAUCGAACAUUUUUUCGAGAUUUGGUGUCCCUCGUGUGAUCAUAAGUGAUGGGGGGUCUCAUUUCAAGAAUUUCAACUUUGGCAAACUCCUUAAGAGAUAUGGUGUUGAUCAUCGAAUUACCACUCCGUAUCAUCCUCAAACGAGUGGGCAAGUCGAAGUUUCUAAUCGACAAAUUAAAGAAAUUUUACAAAAAACUGUGCGAGCCGACCGCAAGGAUUGGUCCAAUAAAUUGGACGAUGCUUUGUGGGCGUAUCGUACAGCAUACAAAACACCGAUUGGAACAACACCGUAUCGAUUGGUCUAUGGAAAAGGAUGUCAUUUACCGGUAGAAAUUGCACAUCGUGCAUUUUGGGCAGUUAAACAGAUUAACAUUGAUUAUGAUACUACAGGUAAGGAGAGACAAUUGACAUUGGGUGAACUGGAAGAGAUAAGGAAUGAGGCUUAUGAUUGUGCUGCUGCAUACAAAGAUAAGAUGAAGAAAGUGCAUGACGCGAAGAUUAAGCCGAAAGUGUUUGAAGUUGGCCAGCUUGUUUGGUUAUACAAUUCCAGGUUGAAACUGUUCCCUGGGAAGCUGAAGAGUAAGUGGACAGGACCUUAUCGUGUGACCAAAGUUGGACAACACGGUGAUGUCGAGAUUGAGGACUUUGAUGAUCAUAUCCGCCAGAUGGUGAACGGCCAUAGACUGAAGCCGUACUUCAAUGCGCGAGAAAUUAACGGUCCUGGGAAGAACGUGGAAGUGCUAUAUGUGAGCACAGUCCGCGAGAUGUCGGAAGAAGGAUCUAGUCGCUCUGGGUCAAAGAAAAGGAAGAGAAUACGGGAACCAAUUCGAUACAGUGGGCCGGAAAACCCUCCUAUGCCAGAAACACCGAUCCUUCCAGUAGAUCAAAGGGUGUUACGGAAUCAUACGCUUUUGGAUUUUGAACUGGGCACAGAUGAAUUAGCGCGAAGGGAUAAGUUUUGUACAAUGCAGUUGUAUAAGCAUAGAACAUUCAAUUGGGAAAUGUUAGAAGCCAUGGGGGAAAGGCAAAGAAUGGAGGAAUUCAUGGGCCCGAGAUGGUUAGAUGCGCUAAGAUGCAAUGAUCCGCAGUACGCUGAGCUGACAACGGAGUUUCAUUCCACAUUUAAAUAUGACAUGGAUCGAUACUUUGAGCCUUACACGUUGUCGUUCAGCUUAGGUAGACAGCAUUAUGUACGGAGUGUGGAGCAGUUUGCACGCGCGGUUGGUUUUUAUGCUGAGGGAGAAUUAUUUCAGAGUGCAUUGCGUGGGGCCGUGCAAGAAGAAGAAGGAUUAUCGGACAGAGUAUGUUCUGGAAUCUGA